AUGGAAGCCAUGCUGUGCAGUCUCUGCGUGGGACUGGACAUUGACGGCGCUAUGCGGCGUCUUGAGAAUCGGCACGACACUGAAGCUUGCGGUUCAGUACAGGUAGGAUCAGAGUGGCACCUAACUCUUGCGGCCGUGGACGAGUCCUCGGAAUCGUGCGAUCUUUGCCGGGUAAUCAUGAAAGGCUGGCAGCGGAGCAGGGAAGUGGUGGUUGAAGAAGCUAUCAGAGAGGCUAUGUUUGACCCUCAAACUCCGCCGCCAGAUUUACACGACCCUGUUUUUGAAAUCCGGCAGUACAGGACGGAGUCUGAGAUUACCCUUGAGCUCGUGAAGCAACCUAGGGUAGUCUACGACGGUCGCAAGAAUGCGUCCAGCCUCUUCCUGCGCGUUCAAUGCAGCCCGGCAACCGCAAUCACUUCGUUUGAUGCCCUCGAUCCGGUCACGGCCGAGUUGCGCGUUGUCCAUUCAGGAUCUAACCACAGCUUGGACAGUUCUCUGCCUCCUCGUCGUACAGACGCCCUCAUUUCGCCAGAUCCGCUGUCCCAGCAGAGCCUGGACAUUGCUCGAGGUUGGCUGGACACUUGCGUCAGUACCCACGGACCGGCGUGUAAUGCUAAUCCUGAGGGAUGGAUGCCAACCCGCGUGCUGGAGAUACUAGUCCCUGAUGGCAACAGGAUCUGCCUGCGCAAAGCACAGGCGCUCCCGGCCGACGACGACCGUCGUUACGUCGCCCUCAGCCACUGCUGGGGACAGGAUGGCACGCCUUUCACCUCCACGCGCGGGACGCUGCCUUUGCGGAUGGAGGGCAUUGACGUCACCACGCUGCCCAAGACGUUUCGGGACGCUGUUGCCCUCGUGCAGAGACUUGGCCUGCGCUAUCUGUGGAUCGACAGCCUUUGCAUUGUCCAGGACGACUUCGACGACUGGGCGCGCGAGUCGGCCCAGAUGGCCAACGUUUAUCGACGUGCCCAUCUCGUGCUCAACGCCGCCAACAGCCCGGGAGACACGGCAGGAUUUCUCUCGGAGCGGGUUGUUCUAGACACGGUGCUCUUGCCUCCUCCUCCUCUUCCAACGACCGGUCUGGGUAGUAGUGAACAACAGCUCGGUCUUCAGCUGCGGUCCCCGCCCGGAAAACGCUGGCAUGACCCAUCCGGGCCGGACAACCUCGCGGGCGAACCGGUCACGGCACGAGCCUGGUGCCUUCAAGAGCGCUACCUCCCCACUCGCGCCCUGCAGUACGGGACAUACCAGGCCUUCUGGGAGUGCGAGAGCAUGCGCGCCAGCGAGGUCGGCGACGCUGUCGCACAAGAAAUUGAAGGCGGCCGCGGCGGUCGCUUGACGCGCCUCUGCCGGACGGGAAACGGGGCGGCCGGCUCGGGCUCGGUCUUUGCCCGGCAACGCCGUGAUCCGCGCUACGAAGGUGGCAGCGAUUCCGAAGACGUCGCCUGGAUCGGAUGGUAUAAAAUAAUCGAGGACUACACCGCCCGGCAGAUUACCAAGGCGACGGAUCGCCUUCCCGCCCUGUCCGGCCUUGCACAAGCCGUUGCCAGCAAAACGCAGCCCGGCAACCACUACCUCGCCGGCCUGUGGCGGUUCGGCUUGCUGGAGGGACUGCUCUGGUGCAAGGCCCGGCCCGGCAGCCAGGCGCUGGUGCAGCCUGGCUUGCUCUACGUGGCGCCGUCCUGGUCGUGGGCGUCUGUUGCCGGGCCCGUGCAGUUCCCCAUCUACACGUGGUACACCAAGCGAGCGCGCUGGAAGGCAAAGAUGGCCGACUUUGAGCCCCUAGCCGAGUACCUGGGCCACUCAACCCAAAGAUUGGACGCUGACCCUUACGGGAGGCUGGGGCUUAGCCGGCUCUUGCUUAGGGCGCCCGUGUUGCCUGUCGAGUCCAUCCGGACCCCGCGGCCGCGCACCGCUCCUGGGCUGGAAUCCCUGUUUGGACAGGAGCCGGCGCGCUCCGAGGUGGCUGAUGUCGUGGUGCAAAUGCGGACUGGAUCUGGAAGUAUCUGGAUUGAAGGAGGGUUUGAUCGUCCGAACCAGAGCGCGGCUAUCAAGACCAAGAAACUGUCCGUUGUGCUUCUUACCCGUCUGCCCCAUGUCCUUGAGCAUGGUUUUAUUGAGCAUCGCUUUGGGCUCAUACUCAAAAGGGUGGAGACAGGUAGUAACAAGUACCGGCGGGUUGGUUUUGUCGACGGCGUCGUGCUGGAGAAGAAGUCGACGCUUGCCGCCAUGAUGCUGGGACGUGAGCCAUUUUCGAUUGUCGGGUAUCCCCGGCCGCACGAAGCUGGCGAUAUUGACGGUGAAGGGCGGGAUAAUGACCUUGCGAGGGACCCUCUUAAGCUGGAGAAGACGAAGAUCACGAUAAUUUGA
This is a messenger RNA of Canariomyces notabilis, 2370 nucleotides long. Its product is annotated as HET-domain-containing protein. NCBI's taxonomy places the organism in Eukaryota, Fungi, Ascomycota, Sordariomycetes, Sordariales, Chaetomiaceae. Bases 1 to 2370 code for a protein of 789 amino acids. The record is from RefSeq and is a predicted model, not a curated record. The transcript has a single exon.